Olea europaea var. sylvestris is the source of this 1308-nucleotide messenger RNA. RefSeq names its product E3 ubiquitin-protein ligase rnf8-B-like. Gene Ontology annotation, biological process: protein ubiquitination. NCBI's taxonomy places the organism in Eukaryota, Viridiplantae, Streptophyta, Magnoliopsida, Lamiales, Oleaceae. Gene Ontology annotation, molecular function: ubiquitin protein ligase activity. The record is from RefSeq and is a predicted model, not a curated record. The transcript has 5 exons. The coding region runs from base 241 to 996 and encodes 251 amino acids.
UGAAAUUGAAGAGUGAAGAGGAGAAAACAGAAAGAGAUUCAUCCAAAGUUCUCUACUCAGUCAGUUGUUAGUCUUCUUUUACGUUUCUAGAGAGAGAGAGGAAAAUUGAGGGUUUUGAUCUCGAUUUUUAAUUUCUCUGUAUCAACAAAUUAUGAAAAUUUGUUUUGGGGCACAGUGAUGAGUGUUUGAUUCUCCAAAGAAAAUAAAUUAAAUUUUAUUGGUAAAAAGAGUGGUUGAGAGAUGUACAUAGGAGGCGGCGGAGCUCCAAAGCGGAAUUCUUUCAAGGAUUCUCUCAAGGUUCUCGAAGCAGAUAUUCAGCACGCAAAUACCCUGGCAUCGGAUUUUCCAAGGGAGUAUGAUGGUGCAUGCCUACAGAUGAGAAUCUCAUACAGUCCAGCAGCACAUUUUUUCCUUUUUCUUGUACAAUGGACUGACUGCCACCUUGCAGGAGCUCUUGGACUGUUGCGAGUCCUAAUAUACAAGGUUUAUGUUGAUGGCACCACAACUAUGUCCAUGCAUGAGAGAAAAGCAAGCAUUAGAGAAUUUUAUGCUGUUAUUUAUCCCUCUUUAAUGCAACUUCAAAAAGGGGUCACGGAUUCAGAAGAUAAAAAACAGAAAGCUGUAUGCUUGGAGAGAUACAGAAGAAGAGAUGAAGAAGAAUACAGGCAAUGCACGGAAUUAGAUAUUGAAAGGGAAGAAGAAUGUGGGAUUUGCAUGGAGACAAACAGUAAGAUUGUCCUGCCAAACUGUAACCAUGCCAUGUGCCUGAAAUGCUAUCGAGAAUGGCGUACGAGAUCAAAAUCGUGUCCGUUUUGCCGGGAUAGCUUAAAGAGGGUAAACUCUGGUGAUCUAUGGGUAUUUAUGGAUGGCAGAGAUGUGAUAGAUAUGGUGACUAUAACGAUGGAAAAUCUGAGGAGGCUGUUCAUGUAUAUAGAGAAAUUGCCCCUUGUUGUUCCAGAUACCCUUUUUGAUACUUAUGAUACCCAUCUGAGGUAACUAACUACUAUCGUCUGGGGGAUGGUCUUCGGGUGGCUAUUAGUUAACGCUCUGGAUUUCAUGUGGAAGCAAGAAAUAAUCUGUGGAGACCUAGAUUUAGAAACUCAAAUGAUGUUAUUUGGCUUAUGAUGAGAAACCGCCUGGCUUUAUUAUGUGGCAGGGUUUGAAGCUAUUUUAUGGGAAAUGGAACGAGGUUAAAUGUGUAUGUAGAAAAUGUGUACAUGCUUGUAUAGUUUCUGUGUGGAUUGAUGCUACCUUAGACAGUUGAGUUUAUAUUUGACAAUUAAUCGAAACAAAACUUGGUGUUUCAUA